This is a messenger RNA of Symbiodinium sp. CCMP2456, 2367 nucleotides long. The record is from the annotation of a GenBank genome assembly. Lineage: Eukaryota; Dinophyceae; Suessiales; Symbiodiniaceae.
AUGCUCACGCUGUUGUCAGCCAUCUUCCUCCCCAUCCGAGCUUCCUUCCGGCAGGUCUUCGACCGCCUCUAUGCGAGACACGAGGAUCGCAAAAUUCGACUGGCCGAAGCGCGCCAGAAGGAGAAGGAGGAGCAGCAGUUUGACUUCCGUCCCAGGCUGGAGCUGAGCCAGACUGGCCCCGCCGCCGAGGCCUCCAAGCGGCUUCACGAAGGGGUCGCCAAGAAGAGGCAAGCGCGAGAGGACCUUCAGCAGAAAUACGAUGAGGAGUUUCGUCUUCUGCACCCCUUCCGCCCCGAGCUGCAAGCGGCGGAGAAGCCAUGGCAGAACCGCGAGGAGUGGCUGCAGGACCAAGAGGAGUGGAGGCGGAAGAGAAACGAGAGGAGGGCCGGGAAGCUUCAAGAGAAGCUCGACGAGGAGGCCCAGUACUUGUCCUCGAGGAACCUGCACCGCGGGGCUCAGGCCGACCCAGAGGCCGUGGGCAGGCGACUCUUUCUCGCCGCCAAAAAGCGCGAGGUUCAGCUGCAAAAGCUGCGGGCGAAGCAUUUGGCUGAGGAAGACGAAGCUGUCGUGAACUCGCUCCAUCGAAAGCUCGACAAAUCCGCGGAGGCUGCCGAGAAGGUCGGCCGUGUGGUUGACCGCCUCUACGGCCAGGACAGGCAGGAACGAGAGCAGCGGCAGGAGCAGCGGAGGAUGAAGAAGCGCCUGGCCGAACGAGCCGAGACUUCUCUGCUCGAGGCGAUGUCCGUGCACAGCCCCGUGGAUCUCCCAUGUGAUGGCCUCUUCCAGGACAUCCGGGACAAGACCAGCCUCAAGCUGGAGCAGGAGCUUCGGGACUUGCGCGCCGCGCUGAUGGACCUCCGGAGCCGGGCCCUGAAUGCAGACCCUGCUGCGCUGCGCCGCUUCGCUGCGAACCAGGCCAGCGGAAAGGCCGACAAGCCACCACAAGCGAAGGCGCCAGGAGCAGGCUACGGAACGCGGUCCCACUCCCCGGCCAGGUGGGAGAGGGACCCGGCUCCGCGGCCUCCGCCACGUGCAGCCAGCGCCAGGCGACAGCCCAGCUCUGCACCAACGCUGCCACUGACUCCUAGGGCCAGGGCACCACCUGCUACAGCACGGCGUGACGCUUCCCCGGCACGCACCCCCAGGUCGCCCAGCCAGGCGAAGCAGCUCAAGGCCCCCGGCAGCUCGGCAAGUCCACGGCGGCCGCCCGACGCGAGGCCAGGCACGACGGCCAGCAAGAGCGUCGGGAGGUUGGAGGCAGCGCCGCGUGCGGCCAAGACCUCCCGGCCAGCUAAGACGGAACCUCCCAGGCGCCAGAUGGAACGGAAGCCGCCCGCCAGAAAUACGGACCAAGAAGCCGAGAAGUCCGGUGAAGCUCCCACCGAGUUCGACCCCGGGCAAGAACUGGCAGCCACCAAGAUUCAGAGUCGCGUCCGUGGCAAGCAUGCCAGGCGCGAGGUGGAGGGCAAGCGGGAAGCACGCGCUGCAAAAGCCGGACAAGAUUCAUCAGAGGAUGUGGAGGAGAUGGAUCCAAGCCCAAGCAGUGGUGGAUUUGACCGGGAGCAGGAACUGGCAGCUACCAAGAUUCAGAGUCGCAUCCGUGGAAAGCAUGCCAGGCGUGAGGUGGAGGGCAAACGGCAAGCAGCGCGAGCGGCAAGAGCCAGACAAGAUUCAGAGGAUGUGGAAGAGAUGGAUCCAAGCCCGAGCAGUGGCGGCUUCGACCGGGAGCAGGAACUGGCAGCUACCAAGAUUCAGAGUCGCAUCCGCGGCAAGCAUGCCAGGCGUGAGGUGGAGGGCAAACGGCAAGCAGCGCGAGCGGCAAGAGCCAGACAAGAUUCAGAAGAUGUGGAGGAGAUGGAUCCAAGCCCAAGCAGUGGUGGAUUUGACCGGGAGCAGGAACUGGCAGCUACCAAGAUUCAGAGUCGCAUCCGUGGAAAGCAAGCGAGGCGCGAAGUGGAGAAGAAGAGGCAAGCCGAGCCGGAAGCGCUUGCGGAGGAUGGAAAGGCUUCCGAUCAGCGCCCAGGCGCCCCAUCGCAUGAGCAAGAGCUGGCAGCCACGAAGAUCCAGAGCCAAGUGCGUGGCAAGCAAGCAAGGCGCGAGGUGCAGUUGAGGAAGCAAAAAACCUGGGUUCCGCUGGAUGAGACUCCCAGUAGCGUCUCUCCCAGUGCGGACCGCGAGCAAGAGCUGGCUGCGACGAAGAUCCAAAGCCGAGUGCGCGGCAAGCAAGCAAGGCGUGAGGUCGAGAAAAGGAGAGAGGCACGGAGAAGCGAGUCGGACGAGGACUCGGGGGACGUGGGGAACACUUUAGAGUGGCAUGCUGCGCUGCAAGCACUCGUGGGCCGGCAGCCAGCGGCAGGAAGAGGAUGA